Molecule: messenger RNA, 1934 nt
Organism: Culex quinquefasciatus (southern house mosquito)
Lineage: Eukaryota; Metazoa; Arthropoda; Insecta; Diptera; Culicidae
Product: mucin-2
Exons: 4
Coding region: 217-1797 (526 amino acids)
Source: RefSeq, a predicted model, not a curated record
UGGUCACUUUUGGUAACAUUUAUCUCGAGGAGGACGGGAGAUAACUUCCAUUUGCAUACGCAUUAGUCCGUCAAACUGAUACCAACCAAUCGCUGGCAGUACAAUCGAAUUUAUAAAUUUGAGGUACGAAUGGGUUGGCGAGUCAUUUCUUCAGUUUCCAUUGAAAUCUUCAAGUGAAUGUCCUCUGUACGUGAGUAAACUUUGAGUCUGGUGACAAUGAGGUGCUUCGGUGUCACGUUACUGCUUUUUGCGGCAAUUCUUGGAAGAGUGAACCCACAACUUGUGUGCUACGUAUGUACGGACUGUGAAUUGAACCCACCGACGGUGGCGAUAUGCGGAGAUACUCUGCCAACGGAACAACCCACGUUGCCACCAGAUAUAACGCUGCCAACGACGCCAGAACCAACGUGUCCAACAUGUGGCACCCCGGAACCAACUUGUCCCACCUGUGGACCAGUUGAGACAACUCCAGUGUUUACGCCAACGCUACCAACGAGUCCAGAACCAACAACCACGACUCCAGAACCAACCUGUCCCACGUGUGCUCCAGAAACAACGCCCACUCCUACUCUACCCACAAGUCCUGAACCAACCUGUCCCACCUGCGGACCAGUUGAGACAACCCCGAUCUUCACACCAACCCUUCCAACGAGUCCACCACUCACAACCUCGACACCAGAACCGACCUGUCCCACCUGCGGACCAGCUGAGACAACCCCAAUUUUCACACCAACACUUCCCACAAGUCCACCGCUCACAACUUCGACACCAGAACCAACCUGUCCCACUUGUGGUCCAACCGAGACAACACCAAUCUUUACACCAACUCUGCCUACAUCUCCGGAACCAACUAUGGCACCCACAACAGAGCCAACCUGUCCCACUUGCGCUCCGGAACCAACUCCUACCCCUACUUUACCAACUAGUCCAGAACCAACCUGUCCCACCUGCGGACCAGUUGAGACAACCCCGAUUUUCACACCAACCCUUCCAACGAGUCCACCACUGACAACCUCGACCCCAGAACCAACCUGUCCCACCUGUGGUCCAGUCGAGACAACGCCCGUAUUCACACCAACUCUGCCCACGAGUCCACCACUCACAACUUCGACCCCAGAACCGACAUGUCCCACUUGCGGACCUGUUGAGACAACCCCAAUUUUCACACCAACUCUACCCACAAGUCCUGAACCUACUUGUGCAACUUGUGGAACUACAGAAUUCUGGACCGGCCUAACCACUCCUCCGUUCACCACCAUCUGGCCAACCUGGCCCUCCGACACGUGGCCAACGGUGCCAAUAACCUCAGCGGAACCCACCUGGCCAACUCCAUCCCUUACCACAGAACAAUCAACCUGGCCAACCGUCCCAAUUACCUCGGAAACGUCAACCUACCCAACCGUCCCGAUAACCUCAGCCACCUCAACCUACCCAACUGUCCCAAUAACGACCCAACUACCAACCUGGCCGACGGUCCCGAUAACCUCAGCCCAGCCAACCUGGCCGAAUCAACCCAUCACAACGACGACGACCACAAUCGCCCCCGUGAUCACAACCCCUUCGUUCACCACGAUCUGGCCUCCGUUGCUAACGCCCCCUCCGGUGCCCCAGAAGAAGCACCUGCCCGUUCCGGUGUACAUCUGCUACAGCACGGAGCGGAUCGUUAACAACCGAAUCGUCACCGACCGGGGCUGCACCAAGCGGGACCAGUCCGUGGCGACCACGUGCGACCGGGUGACCGACAACGGCGGGUACGAGCGGUGUUCGCUGUGCUCGUGGAGUAUUUGUAAUUUGUAGGUUAGGUAGGAGUUAGUUUUAAGGUAAAUUGAAUACAGCUAAACGAAACAAUUGUCAAUCUCAAUGCAUUCGUCAAUAGUCAAAAUAAAACAAAAAAUAUUGAUGGUAAUCGCAUUGAAACUGUUAUCGAAACAGUG